This is a messenger RNA of Prorocentrum cordatum, 459 nucleotides long. Lineage: Eukaryota; Dinophyceae; Prorocentrales; Prorocentraceae. The record is from the annotation of a GenBank genome assembly.
GAGAGAGCGACUCGCUUCCCGGCCCUCCUGGCGCCAGCCCCCUGCCCGGGCCCGACCAUCCUGGAGACGCAGUCUGUGGGGGGCGCGACCCGGGCGGGCUGCGAGCGCAGCCGGGCGGCCUUCGCCUCGCGUGCCACGCAUUGGGGGCGCUCGCUGGCAUCGGCCGCCGACGCGGGCUCAGCUUUGGCCGCGUUCUUCCGCGAGAAGUUCUUUUGCGGGGGCGAGACCGGCGACGCGUGGAAGCUAAUGGCGGCCUUCGCCUUCGCGCGCUCGGACCUCGGGGCCCGGUGGGGGCGCCUGCCCAGGGUGGCGCGCGCGGCCGUGGGCUGUGUGAUCUACGCGCGGCUGACGGCGCUGACGUUCGGCCUGUGCUUGCGGCCGCGGGGGGCGCUGGACCUGGCGCAGACGCAGCUCGUCCCGCCGGGGCGCGCCACCGCCGCGACCAUGCGCAGAUGGCGC